Molecule: messenger RNA, 1131 nt
Organism: Engraulis encrasicolus (European anchovy)
Lineage: Eukaryota; Metazoa; Chordata; Actinopteri; Clupeiformes; Engraulidae
Gene: nkx1-2b
Product: NK1 transcription factor related 2-like,b
Exons: 2
Coding region: 1-1131 (376 amino acids)
Biological process (GO): cell differentiation; regulation of transcription by RNA polymerase II
Cellular component (GO): nucleus
Molecular function (GO): DNA-binding transcription factor activity, RNA polymerase II-specific; RNA polymerase II cis-regulatory region sequence-specific DNA binding
Source: RefSeq, a predicted model, not a curated record
AUGAACAGAGACAAGGCUCAGGUUGGAGACACGGCUAUCGCUCCACCUGUGUCCGGCGUGAUCGCGCAAACAGCGGUGAUUGUGGUGGUUUCCCCCGACAGCAUGGACAACAACAGCCCGAAGAGGGUCUCUGGUGUGGACCCCGAGAGAGAGUCGCUUCAGGCUGGCAGAGGGGGAGACGGAUCGCACCGCCCGGACCCUGCACCUGCCGGUGCGCCAACGGUCCACCGGACCACCUCGUUUUCAGUGCUGGACAUCUUGGAUCCAAAUAAGUUUACGAGUAAAAAACAGCCACGAACAGCAGUGUUCGACUUCAACUUGGGCUCGGAGAACAGAGGGGAUGAGGAGUCUUCCCACGGAUGCGACCAGAAAACAUACACAGCAGAAUAUGAUACUUGCAAAAAACCCUCGUCAUUAUCAAAGGAUGACUACAUGUACCGGUCAGAGGAGUGUGAUGACUUCAUGCACGAGGGCAACCACACGGACAGUGACAUCCACGAGGACGACCUCGAGGAGAGCGGAGAGCUCAUGAGCGGGGACGGCGGCCUGGAGCAGCACGAGGAGGACGGCGGCAGAGACAAAACCCCGAGCCCCACGUGCGCGCAGGGGCAGCAGCAGUCGUCGAACGGCCAGGGCAACCAGGUGAAGCCCAAAAGAAAACGCUCGGGCUCAGACUCCAAAUCCGGGAAGCCGAGGAGGGCGCGCACGGCGUUCACCUACGAGCAACUUGUUGCCCUCGAAAACAAGUUCAAGUCCACGCGCUACCUUUCCGUCUGCGAGCGCCUCAAUUUGGCGCUGUCACUCAGCCUGACAGAGACACAGGUGAAAAUCUGGUUUCAGAACCGCCGGACUAAGUGGAAAAAACAGAAUCCUGGGGCGGACACCAGCGCGCCAACGGGCAACGGCACGAACGGUCAGAGUAACGGUUUGGGCGGCCUGAGCCCUGUCAGUCCGUCCCCUCCCAUGGGUGGACAUCUGUCCAUGCACGCCAGCUACGGGGGCCACCACGGGCCGGGGGGACUUGUCUGCACCACGCAGUUACCGUUUUUGCCCAGCCACGCGGUGCUCUCACCCUUCAUGCUCGGCUCGCAAGCAUACGGAGCGCCCACGUUUUACACGCCUCACUUGUGA